AUGGUUCUUAUGAACCACAGUGACGAAGCAUUUUCAUUAGCAAUAUCCAUCGUCACCAUUGUACUGCUAUUCUGCUCCCAAGCUGCUCUGCUCGUCCACUUCACACAUGUGGCUCAAAGUAUCGCAAAGUCCUUUGAAAUAGUGAACGCCAAGAUCGAGAUGGAAGUCACAAGCUCUGCCAGUGUUGACGGCACCCGUACAAGAUGCACUAUGCUUUCUAAAAUCAAGAAACUGAGGACUCUGAUGAACACCUAUUGGAUGCUGUGUGACGCCGUACAACAGGCUAAUGUCUUCUACUGCGAUCAGCUGAUGGUCGUUACCUUCUCCUCAUUUCUCCACAUCACUGUCACGUCUUACUACUUUUUCUUGCUCCUUAAAACUGGUAAAGCGUUUACAAUGGCUUAUGAGGGGGCUUGGAUCUUGCUUCACAUCUGCCACGUUGUUCUGUUAUUAACCUCAAGUACAGAUGUCACCAAAAAGGCCGAUGAGACAGGACAGACGAUCUGCAAGUUGAUCAAUAAGGACUUGGACCCAAAUUUGAGAAAACAGCUUGAAGGGUUUCUCCUGCAGUUACCUCACCACAACGCAAGAUUCUCUGCUCGUGGAUUUUUCCCGCUCAACAACGAGACCCUAACAGCGAUGGCUGGAGCGGUGACAACUUACCUGGUGAUACUGAUCCAGUUCCAGAAUGAACCAUCACCCACCUAG
Molecule: messenger RNA, 708 nt
Organism: Homalodisca vitripennis (glassy-winged sharpshooter)
Lineage: Eukaryota; Metazoa; Arthropoda; Insecta; Hemiptera; Cicadellidae
Product: putative gustatory receptor 28b
Exons: 5
Coding region: 1-708 (235 amino acids)
Biological process (GO): sensory perception of taste
Cellular component (GO): membrane; axon; dendrite
Source: RefSeq, a predicted model, not a curated record